UGUUGGUCAGCCGGCUCGAUUCCUUGCGGUUAUUUUGAGCUGUUUGUUGUGUCUGCCAAUGCAGCCAAGUUACGAGCUCAGACGCGCUGAACGUAGCGAUGCGCGCCCAUCAGCGAUAACACGCACAAGCCAGGGUUUGUUGCUCUUGGUUUUGUUACAUUCUUUCGAGCUCCUCAGUUUGGCGCUGCACUUUGCUUGGCUUUCAUCCGAAAUGACGGUAUUCGCAAUGAACCACGUCGUCUUUGCAGAAAACAUUAAAUAACUCUGCAAUAAAAGGACCCUUUCACCCGUGCAAUUUUCUAGUUUUUUCCGCGAAUUUUCAUUCAUCGCGAUUGUCCGUGCAGGUGCAAUGCAGUCGAGAUUACGUUACGCGUACAGAGGUCUGGUCGUCCCGGUGUUUACGCCCUUCAAAAACGACAGCAAAAGGACCGUCAAUGCUAGCCUGAUACCGCGGUAUUCCGAUUACCUGAGAUCCAAAUCGAUAACCGGUGUACUAGUAAAUGGCACAACAGGCGAGGGAAUGACAAUGACGGUAGGCGAGAGAAAAAAGGUAGCGGAGGCCUGGUCAGCAGCUGCCAAGAUCAACGACCAACACCUUGUAGUUCAGAUCGGGGGUACCAAUCUAGCUGACGUUAAAGAUCUCGCGAGUCACGCCGAAUCUUUGGGUGUGAGUGCCAUUUUGAGUUUACCGGAAUUGUACUACAAGCCCAGCUCCGUGGAUCAAUUGUUCGAUUACUUGACCGAGAUAAGUGACGCGGCACCCAAAACUCCCCUGCUCUACUAUCACUUUCCCAACAUGUCCAAAGUAUCGAUACACAUGGGCAGAUUUUUGGAAUCUAUUGGCGACAGGAUACCAACCCUGGUGGGCAUCAAAUUCACAAGUACAAAUCUGGAGGAAGCUUCGCACGCCGUUCAAGCCGACAAUCGACGCUUCACCAUCUUCCUCGGCAGCAACGAGAUAAUACCUGCAGCGAGUGUCGUGGGAAUCGAAUCGUUCAUGCCGAGCACUGCCAAUUUGUUUCCAGAGCUCGUUCGGGCCAUUAUCGAGCACAGCAGGGAUGGCGACUACAAGAACGCGAAAGCGAAGCAGGAGACGCUGUUGCAGGUCUUCAAGGGUCUAGCUCGGCUGGGUAACCCUAUAGUGUGUAUGAAAGCAGCCAUGGCCCAGUUGAGUCCCAUUGAAGUUGGACCGUCGCGAGAACCACUGGGGGCCAUUAACGAACUCGGCCAAAAUCAAAUUAACAGUUUGUUGCACAAGUUCAAGUCCGCAAACUUUUAGGAAAACUCACUUUGUAUUUCAUGUAUACCCAUGUGACUUUUAUAUUGUUCAAUAAUUAAGAUUUGUUAUUCACAA
Molecule: messenger RNA, 1354 nt
Organism: Copidosoma floridanum
Lineage: Eukaryota; Metazoa; Arthropoda; Insecta; Hymenoptera; Encyrtidae
Product: N-acetylneuraminate lyase
Molecular function (GO): lyase activity
Source: RefSeq, a predicted model, not a curated record